Molecule: messenger RNA, 5207 nt
Organism: Sinocyclocheilus grahami
Lineage: Eukaryota; Metazoa; Chordata; Actinopteri; Cypriniformes; Cyprinidae
Product: AT-rich interactive domain-containing protein 1A-like
Exons: 18
Coding region: 1-5025 (1674 amino acids)
Biological process (GO): regulation of transcription by RNA polymerase II; chromatin remodeling; positive regulation of DNA-templated transcription
Cellular component (GO): SWI/SNF complex; brahma complex; nucleoplasm
Molecular function (GO): DNA binding; nucleosome binding
Source: RefSeq, a predicted model, not a curated record
AUGAAUGUUAUUGGUCUUACUGACCUAUCCGGUUCAAUCGAUGACCUGCCUACUGGUACGGAGGGCGCUUUGAGCCCUGGAGUCAGCACAUCUGGAGUAUCCAGCAGUCAAGGAGAACAGAGCAAUCCAGCACAGUCACCCUUCUCCCCUCACACUUCUCCCCCGGUGGGCUCUCCUGCCAGCGCCUCAGCAUCUCGUUCUGGGCCACUGUCCCCUGCCACGAUGCCAGGAAACCAGAUGCCUCCCCGCCCUUCAAGUGGACAGUCUGAUGGAAUGAUGCAACCUUCAAUGAAUCAACCUGGCAUUGGCCAAGAAAGAGGAUAUAUGCAGAGAAACCCUCAGAUGGCACCCUAUGGGUCUCCACAGUCUAGCUCUGCGUUGUCUCCUCGUCAGUCAUCUGGAGGCCAGGUGCAUGCUGGAAUGGUCCCUUAUCAGCAGAACAACUCGAUGGCAAACUAUGGGCCUCAAGGUGGUCAAUAUGGCCCACAGGGUUACCCCAGGCAGCCUGGUUACAGUGGCAUGCCUAAUGCCAAUUACCCAGGCCCUGGCAUGGGCGGAACCAUGAACCCUAUGUCUGGACAAGGAGGAGGGCCAAUGUUUGCUGGCAUGCCGGCUGGAAGGAUGCCUCAUGGACAGAUGGUUGCACGUCCCUAUGGCCCCAAUAUGGGUCCCAACAUGAGUCCCAAUAUGGGUCCUAAUAUGGGCAGCAUGCCCCCUCAAGUGGGAACCGGGAUGUGCCCACCUCCAGGCCUCAACAGAAAGCCACAGGAUGCUGCAACAAUGCAGCACGGACCUGCCAACUCGAUACACAACAGGCUACCAGGUUUCCCCAGUAUGUCUCCUGGUCCCGGUAUGACGGGCUCAGGACCUCCAUAUGGCCCUUCCAUGAACAACAUGCCUGGGAUGAUGAAUACCCAGGGUUCACCCUACCCUAUGGGUGGUAACAUGGCUAACAACACUAGUGGCAUGUCCCCUGGUCCGGACUUUGGUAUGGAUGGGAAACUUAACCAAACCCAGAAAAUUAAUAACAAAGUUGAGGGGACGCCCAAGACAGAAUCAAAAUCCAAGAAGUCAAGUUCCUCCACAACAACCAAUGAGAAGAUCACUCGGUUGUAUGAGCUAGGCCCAGAGCCAGAAAGAAAGAUGUGGGUAGACCGUUACUUGGCUUUCAUAGAAGAGAAAGCCAUGGGCAUGAGUAACCUACCAGCUGUGGGACGUAAACCCCUUGAUCUCUUCCGCCUCUACAUGUCCGUCAAGGAGAUUGGAGGACUUACACAGGUUAAUAAGAACAAAAAAUGGAGAGAGCUGUCCACAAAUCUGAACGUGGGGACCUCCAGCAGUGCUGCCAGCUCUCUGAAAAAGCAGUACAUUCAAUGUCUGUAUGCUUUUGAAUGUAAGAUUGAGCGUGGAGAAGACCCACCACCUGACAUUAUGUCUGGAGAUAGCAAAAAGAACCAGGCCAAGAUUCAGCCUCCCUCCCCAGCUGGAUCCGGCUCUCUCCAGGGGCCCCAGACGCCACAGUCCACCAGCAGCUCCAUGGCAGAAAGCGGAGACUUGAAGCCCCCUACUCCUGCCUCCACCCCACACAGCCAGAUGCCCCCAAUGCCAAGUGGCAGGAGCAGUGUGAACCUGCAAGAUCCAUUUGCUGAUAGCGACUUCUCUCGGAGAAACACUAUGACGCCCAACUCUGGCUACCAGUCAGGCAUGAGCACCCCGGAGAUGCCUGGUCGCAUGGGACCCUAUGAACCCAAUAAAGACCACUUCAGUGGUAUGCGUAAAGCUGGAGAACAGUUCAUGCCUGGUGGGCAGGGUCCCAACAGCAGUCUCGGUGAUCAGUACAACAGGGGACCACCAGGUCCUAUGGGAAAUAUGACCAUGGGCCAGCGGCACCAGUAUCCAUAUGGCCCCGGCUGUGACAGGAGACCAGAGUCAGGGAUGGGCCCAGAUGGCAGCAUGGGUCCUGGAGUGCCACAGCCAAAUAUGAUGACUUCCAAUGCCGAAUCUGGGAUGUACUCACCAAAUCGUUACCCUCCACAGCAACAGCGGCAUGAGUCCUAUAGUAAUCAGUAUCCUGGUCAGGGUGCACCUCCUGGUGGCUCCUAUCCGAAUCAGCAGCCUGGAAUGUACCCACAACAACAAUCGAACUACAAAAGACCAGGUGAUGGUGGUUACCCACCAGCUAAACGGCAUCACGAUGGUGAGAUGUUCAGUGGGCCAUUCAAUGCUCAGCAGCCACUGCCGCAGGCUCCCCCUAGUGGUCCCUCAAGUGGUCAGGAAAUGUAUAACCAGUAUAGCAGUUCCUACCCUGGCUCGGAGCGUCGUCCACCUGGUCCCCAGAAUCAGUUCCCUUUCCCCUUUGGAAGAGAUCGUAUGCAAGCAGGCACGGGCCCAAACUCCCAGGGUUCUAUGCCUCCUCAAAUGAUGACCAGUCCAAUGCAGUCUGGUCCUGACGGUCCUCAAGGUGGCAUGUGGCAGGGCCGAGGUGAUAUGGGCUAUCCCAGUUACCCCAACCGUCAGGGACCUCCUACUGGUCCCGGACAGGGCCCUAGCUACCAUGCAAUGAAUCGAUCUGAAGACAUGAUGCCAUCUGAACCACGCAUGAAUCAUGAGGGCCAGUGGCCUGGGCCACGACAACCCCCAUAUGGCCCUAGUGGCGCAGGUCCACCAAUGAGCAGACCCUUGCAGUCAAAUUACCAGACUCCCCAAAUCAUGCAAAACCACGUUCCACAGGUGUCAAGCCCCACGCCCAUGCCACGGCUUUUGGAAAGCAGGACUUCCCCCAACAAAUCAACCUACAUACCCAGCAAUAUCAAAAUGCAGAAGGCGGGACCUCCAGUGCCUGCAUCUCACAUUGUACCUCCCUCAGUACAGCCUCCAAUGAUGAGAAGAGACCUGUCCUUCCCUCCGGGUUCCAUAGAGGCAACAUCACCAGUUCUUAAAUCACGUAGGCGUCUUACCAUGAAAGAAAUUGGCACCCCAGAAGCAUGGAGAGUCAUGAUGUCCCUUAAAUCGGGACUGUUGGCGGAGAGUACAUGGGCUUUAGACACCAUCAACAUCUUGUUAUAUGAUGACAACAGUAUUUCAGAUUUCAACCUUGUACAGCUCCCUGGUUUCCUGGAACUAAUCGUUGAGUAUUUCCGCCGUUGCCUCAUUGAGAUCUUUGGGAUUCUGAGGGAAUAUGAAGUUGGGGAUCCAGGACAAAGAGCUCUUUUAGAUCCCAGCAUGCUCAUAAAAGAUGAAAACACUGUGGAUGAUGAGGCACUGGUUGAGGGCAUGGAGGACGAUGGAGAAACAGAGGAGGAAGAUGAAGGAGAGGAAAUGCACAGGUCAAAACAUCAGGAACAACACAUGGCACAAGGACCUCUCCAGAUAAAGCAGGAAGAAAAGCCAAGGGCACUUGAAGACUCUGUGAAGAAAGAAGAUUGCCAAGGGACUGAAGGGGAGUCUUCUGCAGAACCCAAGACUUCAGAGCCAUCAUGUCUUGAGUUGGCUGUUACUCAAGAAAAGCCCAAACAGGCUAGCAAGUUUGAUAAGCUUCCCUUGAAGAUUGUGCGAAAAAAGGAUCCAUUUGUGGUGGACUGCUCAAAUAAGCUUGGUCGGUUGCAGGAAUUUGACAGCGGCCUCCUGCACUGGAGUAUCGGGGGAGGUGAUACAACAGAACACAUUCAGACCCACUUUGAAAGCAAGAUGGACCUGUUGCACCAUCAGAAGCGUCUUCCUGCACAGGUCCCUGACAGGAAGAGAGGAGCUCAGACGGACAGCCAGGCACCCUCGCUGCCCUCAUCCAGUGAAGAGCAUGGGAAAGAGGUGGACCGGCAGCCCUCUCCAGAGUCGUCCACUGAGAAAGUGACCAACGGAAUUUCAGAUUUGAGGGACGACAGACCUGCUGACUGCUUAGAAACUGCCUCUGAGGGGACUUCACACAUAGAGAAAGAUGAAGAGAAACAAGUAACGGAGACGACAACUUCAGAAAACAUCAGGCCAGCACCUCCAAGCCCGUCAUUACAGGGUCAGCGCUCCAUCGCCGUUUUAGAAGAUGAGCCACACAGCAAGGAUGAAGCUCCUCUCGUCACGCUCUUAGACUGGCAAGACUCCCUUGCCCGUCGCUGCAUCUGUGUCUCCAACAUUGUCCGCAGCCUCUCGUUUGUCCCGGGCAAUGACUCGGAGAUGUCAAAGCAUCCAGGGCUGUUGCUACUGCUUGGCCGCCUGUUGCUUCUCCACCAUCAUCAUCCAGAGCGCAAGCAGGCGCCUUUAACCUACGAGAAAGAAGAGGAGGUGGAUGAGAGUCAUGGUAGCAAGAAAGACGAGUGGUGGUGGGACUGUUUGGAGGUACUGCGGGAAAAUUGCUUGGUCACUCUUGCCAACAUUUCAGGCCAGCUUGACUUCUCUGUCUACACUGAGAGCAUCUGCCUGCCUCUGCUGGAUGGCUUGCUCCAUUGGGCCGUUUGUCCUUCAGCGGAAGCCCAAGACCCCUUCCCUAGUCUCGGGCUCAACGGCGCCUUGUCCCCCCAGAGACUAGUCCUAGAGACCCUCUGUAAGCUCAGCAUUCAGGACAACAAUGUGGACCUCAUUCUGGCGACGCCACCUUUUAGUAGAUUAGAGAAGCUGUUUGGUAACCUCGUGCAUCUAGUUGGAGAGCGAAAGGUGCCUGUUUGUCGGGAGAUGGCGGUCGUGCUGCUGGCCAAUCUCGCACAAGGUGACAGCCUGACGGCCCGUGCCAUUGCAGUACAGAAGGCCAGUGUUGGGAAUCUAUUGGGCUUUUUGGAGGACAGCUUAGCGGCUACGCAGUUCCAGCAGAGCCAAGGUUCCCUACUGCACAUGCAGGGGUCACACUUUGAGCCAACAAGUGUGGACAUGAUGCGGCGGGCUGCUCGGGCUCUGCUCGCUCUCGCUAAGGUGGAUGAGAACCACUCUGAGUUUACGCUAUAUGAAUCGCGGCUACUGGACCUUUCUGUCUCCCCGCUCAUGAACUCAUUGGUGUCCCAUGUCAUCUGUGAUGUACUCUUUUUGAUAGGCCAGUCAUGACAGCUGUGCGGAGCUGUGGCUCCACCUUCUCUGGUUUUCGUACUUCCCCUUUGCCUGUCCUCCCCAUUGGCGAGUGGGGAUUGAAAGCAGAGAAUAUUGACUGUUUCUUGUUUUCUGUUUUGUUUUUUUAUUUAUGCAAGCCCUUUCAUAUUACACCCACUGGUCCCCCUUUUCUCUGCGUC